ACUCAGAGUCAGAGGGCAGGGCCACAGCAAAAUCUAUAGGAAGCACAUCUGGGGCUGUCUGCAAAAAACACAAUUUGUCCUCAACACAAGUCACAUCUUGUACCAGAGGCUCCACUCUCAGCUCACCGUUCGCACAUCUGUUUCAUUUCUCUGUAAGCAUGCUCCCGAUGCAGGCAGUCCCAGGUCAGUUUGGUCCAGAGGUCCGGACCCCGGGCCUGUGGGUGUGGAGGGUGGAGAAGAUGAAGGCCGUGCUGCUGGACCCCACCGAAAUUGGAGCCUUUUAUAAUGGAGACUCUUAUCUGGUGCUUCAAAACCGUGCCGAGAACGGGGCCGAUCUCCACAUGUGGAUCGGUGAGAAGUCAUCCCGUGAUGAGCAGGUGGCGUGUGCGAUGUUGUCCACUCAGCUGGAUAACUACCUAGGGGGAGACCCAGUGCAGCACAGGCAGGUACAGAGCUACGAGUCACCAGAGUUCAUGGCCCUGUUUCCCAGAGGAGUCAGCUAUAAGGAGGGUGGUGUGGAGUCCGGCUUCAGGAGGACUCAGGGCUCGGGGCCGGUACACAGGUUGUACCAAAUCAAAGGAAAACGCAACAUCCGUGCCAAGGAGGUGGAGCUCUCCUGGGUCAGCUUCAACAAGGGGGACUGCUUCAUCCUCGACCUCGGAGAUACUAUCAUCUCCUGGAUCGGCUCUCAGGCUAAUAUCUUCGAAAAGCAGAAAGUGAGAGAAAUUGCAUCACUCAUCCGUGACACAGAUCGACAUGGAAAAGCCAAAAUAGUGGACUGCUGCGAGGGGGAAGAGCCAGAGGAGAUGCUCAAGGUUUUGGGGAAGAUGCCGCCGCUGGCCGAGAGCACACCAGAGGAGGACAGCAAAGCCGACGUCUCCAACUCUGCCUCUCUCUACAAGGUGUCAGAUGCAACAGGAUCGAUGAAAACAACUCAAGUGUCAGAGAAGAGCCCGUUUGCCAAGGAGCUGCUUGUGCGUGAUGACUGCUUCAUCCUGGACAAUGGAGCCAAUGGAAAAAUCUUUGUUUGGAAAGGUAAUGGUGCAAAUGCUGAAGAAAAGAGAGUGGCACUCCAAAUUGCUGAUAACUUUAUUGAACGCAUGAACUAUCCCCGAAUGAAAACACAGGUUGAGAUACUGCCUCAAGGAAAAGAGACCAUUAUCUUCAAGCAAUUUUUCAAAAACUGGAAUUAAGAAUCUUUAAGAAAUUUUGGACUGGGGACUAAAAAAGUUACUCAAAAAGUUACAAUAUUAAAACAUUUUUUUAUACUUGUAUGUAAAUAUUUUUAAGUUACUGUGGCAGAUUUUUGACUAGAAGAUCCAAUGCCACUUUUGUAAAAUCCAUUUCCUAUGAAUCAAAAACCAAGUGUGAGUAAAUGAUUUGGAUUUUUUUAUUACUUAGAUGCAAUACUAUCACAGGUUACAAUAAACAUAAUUGAAACUGGACAA
Molecule: messenger RNA, 1448 nt
Organism: Boleophthalmus pectinirostris (great blue-spotted mudskipper)
Lineage: Eukaryota; Metazoa; Chordata; Actinopteri; Gobiiformes; Gobiidae
Gene: capgb
Product: capping protein (actin filament), gelsolin-like b
Exons: 9
Coding region: 159-1193 (344 amino acids)
Biological process (GO): actin polymerization or depolymerization; barbed-end actin filament capping; actin filament severing
Cellular component (GO): actin cytoskeleton; cytoplasm
Molecular function (GO): phosphatidylinositol-4,5-bisphosphate binding; actin filament binding
Source: RefSeq, a predicted model, not a curated record